GUUCUCCUACCUUAAGGAUGAGGAAACCGGGGCUCCAGGAACACGACGUGGCCGCCCGUGGUCCCCCGGCUGCUCAGAGGCCGGGCAGUCCGAGGCCGGACUGUGGGUUCUUCUUGGGCUGCAAUCAGGGGAGACUAGGUUGGGACUUUCGGUGGGGACCUGGAGGAGGAGGAGGAGGAGGUUUGAGCUGUUCCAUUAGGCACAAAAAAUAACUUUCUGCACUGUUUCCUAGAAGUAAGAUCAUGGACAAUUCAGAAAACAUGAAAAUGUCUUAAACAUUUUAAUGAACCGUAGCCUAGGGAUGUGAAGAUAACGAAUACUCGUGUUUUAGUGCCUUCUGUGUGUAUUUCGGUUUGCUAGAGGCUGUUUUCUUUGGAACUGAUAGAAUACUGCAGUGCAGAUUGGUACACAAAUCAGGAUUGGCACACCAAGAUCUUCUGAUGUAGCUCUUCUGCGGGGGUAGGUAGGGGAGGGGCAGGAGUGUGGAUUUCUUUUUUUUUUUUUUUAAAUAGAAAACUUUCAUUUAAUAAAUAUAAAUUUCAAAAGCACAACUUUGGGAUUAUAGCAGUUCUUCCCCCCAUAACCACCCUGCCACCCGCAAACCAUCCCAACUCCUACUCCCUCUCGCAUCUCAUUCUUCAUUAAGAUUCAUUUGUAAUUAGCUUUAUAUAAGGAAGGUCAACUCUAUCCUGAGUAAAGAUUUCAACAGUUUGCACCCCCACAGACACACAAAGUAUAAAGUACUGUUUGAAGAUUGGUUUGACCGUUAAUUCUCAUAGUUCAACACAUUAAAGACAGAGAUCCUACAUGGGGAGCAAGUGCACAGUGACUUCUGAUGUUGAUUUAACAAUUGACACUCUUAUUUACGAUGUCAGUAAUCACCCAAGGCUCUUGUCAUGAGCUGCCAAGCCUCUUGAGUUCACAAACUCUUAUUAUUUAAUUUUUUUUAAUUUUUGACAGAGUGGAUAGUGAGAGAGAGAAAGAGAGAAAGGUCUUCUUUUGCCGUUGGUUCACCAUCCAGUGGCCGCUGUGGCUGGCGCACCACACUGAUCCGAAGGCAGGAGCCAGGUACUUAUCCUGGUCUCCCAUGGGGUGCAGGGCCCAAGGACUUGGGCCAUCCUCCACUGCACUCCCGGGCCAUAGCAGAGAGCUGGCCUGGAAGAGGAGCAACCGGGACAGAAUCCAGCACCCCGACCGGGACUAGAACCCAGUGUGCUGGCACCGCAAGGCGGAGGAUUAGCCUGUUGAGCCACGGCGCUGGCCUCGAACUCUUACUAUUUAGACAAGGCUAUAAUCAAAGUGGAAGUUCUCUCCUGCCUUCAGAGAAAGGUACCUCUUUUUUGAUGGCCCCUUCUUUCCUCCGAGAUCUCACAGAGAUUUUUAGUUUAGGUCAUUUUCUGCUACAGUGUCUUGGCUUUCCAUGUCUGAGAAACUCUCAUGGGCUCUUUAGCCAGAUCCAAAUGCUUUAAGGGCUGAUUCUGAGGCCAGAGUGCUGUUCAGGACAUCUGCCAUUCUAUGAGUCUGCUGUGUAUCCCACUUCCCAUGUUCGAUCGUUCUCUCCUUUUUAAUUCUAUCAAUUAUUAUUAGCAGACACCGGUCUUAUUUAGGUGAUCCCUUUGACACUUAAUCUUAUCUUUAUGAUCAGUUGUGAACUUAAACUGAUCCCUUUAACUAGUAAGGUGGCAUCGGUACCUGCCAACUUAAUGGGAUUUGGAUUCCCAUGGCAAGUUUUUAACUUUGCCUUUAGCGGUAAGUCUGAGGGCGCGUGCGCCAAACUGUACAUCCCCUCCCUCUCUUAUUCCCACUCUUAUUUUUAACAGGGAUCAACUUUCAGUUGGGUUUAAACAUCUAAGAAUAAUUCUGUGUUAAUUAAAGAGUUCAAUCAAUGGUAUUAAGCAGAAAAAGAAAAUACUAAAAAGAAUAAAGUAGUAAGCUGUUCUUCACCAGUCAGGACAAGGGCUGACCAAGUCAUUGCUUCUCAUAGUGUCAGUUUCACUUCUACAGGUUUCCUUUUAGCUGCUCAGUUAGUUGUCACAGAUCAGGGAAAACAUAUAUUUGUCCCUUUGGACUGGCUUAUUUCACCCAGCAUUAUGUUUUCCAGAUUCCUCCAUUUUGUUGCAAAUGACCAGAUGUCAUUUUUUACCACUGUGUAGUAUUCCAUAGAAUACAUAUCCCAUAAUUUCUUUAUCUGGUCUUCUGUUGAUGGGCAUUUAGGUUGAUUCCAUGUCUUAGCUAUUAUGAAUUGAGCUGUAAUAAACAUUGAGGUACAAAUAGUUCUUUUAUUUGCCAAUUUAAUUUCCCUUGGCUAAAUUCCGAGGAGUGGGAUGGCUGGGUUAUAUUGUAGGGUUAUAUUCAGGUUUCUGAGGAGUCUCCAAACUGUCUUCCAUAGUGGCUUUACCAGUUUGCAUUCCCACCAACAGUGGAUUAGUGUGCCUUUUUCCCCACAUCCUCGCCAGCAUCUAUUGUUGGUAGAUUUCUGAAUGUGAGCCAUUCUAACCGGGAUGAGGUGAAACCUUAUUGUGGUUUUUUUUUUUUUUUAUUUUUGACAGGCAGAGUGGACAGUGAGAGAGAGACAGAGAGAAAGGUCUUCCUUUUGCCGUUGGUUCACCCUCCAAUGGCCACCACGGUAGCGCGCUGCGGCCAGCGCACCGCGCUGUUCCGAUGGCAGGAGCCAGGUGCUUAUCCUGGUCUCCCAUGCGGGUGCAGGGCCCAAGGACUUGGGCCAUCCUCCACUGCACUCCCUGGCCACAGCAGAGAGCUGGCCUGGAAGAGGGGCAACCGGGACAGGAUCGGUGCCCCGACUGGGACUAGAACCCGGUGUGCCAGCGCCGCAAGGCAGAGGAUUAGCCUGUUGAGCCACGGCGCCGGCCACCUUAUUGUGGUUUUGAUUUGCAUUGCCCAGAUGGCUAGUGACCCUGAACAUUUUUUCAUGUGUCUGUUGGCCGUUUGGAUUUCCUUUUUUGAAAAAUAUCUAGGUCCUUGGCCCAUCUCUUAAGUGGGUUUUUUGUUUUGUUUUUGUGGAGUUUUUUGAUCUCUUUGUAGAUUCUGGUUAUUAAUUCUCUAAUCAGUUGCAUAAUUUGCAAAUAUUUUCUCCCAUUCUGUUGGUUGCCUCUUCACUGUCCUGUUUCUUUUGCAGUACAGAAACUUCUCAAUUUGAUGUAAUCCCAGUUGUUAAUUUUAGCUUUGACUGCCUGUGCCUCUAGAGUUUUUUCCAAGAAGUCUUUGCCUGUGCCUAUAUCUUGCAGGGUUUCUCCGAUGUUCUCUAUUUUAUGGUGUUGGGUCAUAGAUUUAGAUCUUUAAUCCAUGUUGGGUGGAUUUUUGUGUAAGGUGUAAGGUAGGGGUCUUGCUUCAUACUUCUGCAUGUGGAAAUCCAGUUUUCCCAGCACCAUUUGUUGAAUAGACUAUCCUUACUCCAGGGAUUGUUUUUAGCUCCUUGAUCAAAUAUAAGUUGGUUGUAGAUGUUUGGAUUGAUUUCUGGUGUUUCUAUCCUGUUCCAUCGGUCUGUCCAUCUACUUUUGUACCAGUACCAGGCUGUUUUGAUUAUAACUGCCCUGUAGUAUGACUUGAAAUCUUGUGAUGCCUCCGGCUCUGUUUUUGUUGUCCAAGAUUGUUUUAGCUAUUCGAGGUCUCCUGUGUUUCCAUAUGCAUUUCAGCAUCAUUUUUUCCAGAUCUGAGAAGAAUGUCCUUGGUAUUUUGAUUGAUAUCCAAUUGAAUCUGUAAAUUGCUUUUGGAAGAAUGGAUAUUUUGAUGAUAUUGAUUCUUCCAAUCUAUGAAUAUGGAAGAAAUUUCCAUUUUGGGGGAUCCUCUUCUAUUUCUUUCUUUAAAGUUUUGUAAUUCUCAUCAUAGAGAUGUUUGACAUCCUUGGUUAAGUUUAUUCCAAGAUAUUUGAUUUUUUUUUUUUUUAGCUAUUGUGAAUUGGAUUGAUCAUAGAAGUUCUUUCUCAGCCGUGGCAUUGUCUGUGUAUACAAAGGCUGUUGAUUUUUAUGUAUUAAUUUUAUAUCCUGCUACUUGACCAUACUCUUCUGUGAGUUCCAGUAGUUCUCUUAGUGGAGUUCUUUGGAUUCAUUCAAUAUGAUGCUGGCCAUGGGUUUGUCAUAAAUUGCCUUGAUUGUGUUGAGGAACGUCCCUUCUAUACCCAAUUUGCUUAGAGUUCUCAUCAUGAAAGGGUGUUGUAUUUUAUCAUAUGUUUUCUUUGCAUCUAUUGAGAUAAUCAUAUGGUUUUUCUUCUGCAGUCUGUUAAUGUGGCGUAUCACAUCGAUUGAUUUGCAAACGCUGAACCAUCCCUGCAUCCCAGGGAUAAAUCCCACUUGGUCUGGGUGGCUGCUCUUUCUGAUGUGGGGGCCAGGAGUGUGCAUUUCAACAUGAUGAGUUUGAGAUGCUCAGGACACGCCUACCUGGGUGGUAGAUGCUGGAUGGUUACCCUGAUCUGGCCAGACUGGAAUCCUGCUCAAUCCCAUGAUUUCACCCCCAGCCGCCAGUUUGCUAAAGCCAGGAAGCCCACACAGGCAGGGAACCAGGCACGGAUGGAUGGGAAGAGGAGCUGGUUCUUGAAGGGAACUGAAGUGGACAUAGUUUUUGGCAGUGAGGAUUGGUUCUGGAUUUGAUGCCAUCAAGAAGCAGAAGCAAUACGGUGACUGAAUGUUGUAAACUUUCACAUAAGAGAUGAGAGGAGCAAACCGAGGCCGGAUCUGGUGUUGAAGUAGUCACUGCUGUUAGCAGGAAGAGGCCAUUAUCUGCUUCUCUUUGUCCUGUGUUUGUCCCUCUGUUACAGCCACACGAUCGCUGCUUCCAGUGCUUUUAGUAUUUUUAUAGCAUAUUGGGAAGUUGUUAGUUCAGAGACCGCCCUGGCUUUAGGUUUAUUUGACACUUGUUCAUAGUUAAAUUGUAUUAUCAGCAGAGAUGCCCCAGAGGUGGUGAGGUGGCCUGCUCGGUGCAUCACGGGAGGAGCUGAACAUUGCUACGUUGCUUUGUGGGUUUGUGCCACUGUGGUCAGCUUUGCUUUCCUGGUUAAGAUGCCCGCCAUGUUAGCAGACUCUGCAGGCCCCGGGAGGAAGAACAGAGCGAACAUGUCCCAGGAGGCGGUGACGUUCAAGGAUGUGGCUGUGGCCUUCACUGAGGAGGAGCUGGGGCUGCUGGACCCUGCCCAGAGGAAGCUGUACCAGGAUGUGAUGGUGGAGAACUUCCGGAACCUGCUGUCCGUGGGGCAUCAACCUUUCCGACAAGAUAUCCCACACGUGCUCAUGGAAAGAGAAGCGAAGCUUUGGGUGACGCAGACAGCAGUCCACAGAGAAAGAAAUUUAGGAGGGGACAGUCAGACUGAACCAAAGGCUGUUCAGGACCGAGGAUCACGUGACGAGCUCUCCUGCUGGAAAGUUUGGCAACAAAUAGCAGAUGAUUUCACCAAGAGUGAGGACUCCAAGAUCAAUAAUUCUCAGUUCCACAAAGCUGGGGCUGGACUAUCUGUUCAUAUUUCUGAAGCUGAACACUCUGUGCUGAAUCAUGAAGUAUAUGGUCUCAGUGGUACUGAAAAUCCAGAAAGUCCAACGUCAAACACUCAGAAUUCUGGGAAGAAAACUUGCCUGACUGAGUCACAGAAUCACCAGAAUAAAUACCAGCAAAUUUCUAUAAAAAAUAAACUGUGUCAGUAUAAACAGGGCAUUGACCCCAACGACUGGACUUCAUAUCACCACAGUGAUUGUGGAGUACACAAAAGUGAAAGAUUUUGUGGCCCCAGUGAUCGUGGGAAAGAGAGCAUGAAGAUUUCAGCCUUUGAUCGAAAUGGUCUGAGUCACACAAGACAGAGACUUUACCAGUGUCACGGAUGUGAGAAAACCGUCAGUGAUCUCUCCAGCCUGGGUCUUCAGCAGCAGCUACACUCCAGAGUGACGUUUCAGCCAUGUGUUGAGUGUGAAAAAGGCUUCAGUUGUAGCUCUGUUCCUCGUGUUCCUCAGAGAGUUCACAGGGGAGGAAAACACAGGUGUGACCAGUGUGGUAAGGAAUUUGGUCAGAGUUCACAUCUACAAAGGCAUCAGGAAGUCCACGUGACAAAGAAACCGCACACACGUGAGCAGUGUGGCCAAGGCUUCCGUCGGAGGUCAGCACUUAGUGUUCAUUGUAAAGUGCACACGGCAGAGAAACCUUACCCGUGUGAGCGGUGUGGGAGGGCCUUCAGCCAGCCUGCUCAUCUUCAGGAUCAUCGGAGAGUACACACUGGGGAGAAACCAUUCACCUGCGACACCUGUGGGAAGAGCUUCGGUCGGAAUUCACACCUUCAGUCCCAUCAGAGAGUACAUACGGGAGAGAAACCAUAUAAGUGCGAGGACUGUGGGAAGGGCUUCAUCUGCAGCUCCAAUCUCUACAUUCACCAGAGGGUCCACACCGGAGAAAAACCGUAUAAAUGCGAGGAGUGUGGUAAGGGCUUCAGUAGGCCUUCAAGUCUUCAGGCCCAUCAGGGAGUCCACACUGGAGAAAAGUCAUACAUGUGUACCGUGUGUGGAAAAGGCUUUACUCUGAGCUCAAACCUCCAAGCCCACCAGCGAGUCCACACUGGAGAGAAGCCAUACAAAUGCCACGAGUGUGGGAAGGGCUUCAGGAGGAACUCCCAUUACCAAGUUCACCUAGUUGUCCACACAGGAGAGAAACCUUACAAAUGUGAUGUGUGUGGGAAGGGCUUCAGUCAGAGCUCAUACCUUCAGGUCCACCAGAAGGCCCACAGCAUAGAGAAACCUUACAGGUGUGAGGAGUGCGGGCAGGGCUUCAAUCAGAGCUCACGCCUUCAGACUCACCGGCUCAGCCACACUGGGGAGAAGCCCUACAAGUGUGACGAGUGCGGGAAGGGCUUCAGUCGGAGGGCAGAUCUGAAGAUUCAUUGCAGGAUCCACACGGGGGAGAAACCGUACCACUGUGAGGAGUGCGGGAAGGUGUUCCGGCAGGCCUCAAAUCUUCUGGCCCAUCAGAGGGUCCACAGUGGUGAGAAACCAUUCAAAUGUGACAUCUGUGGGAAGGGCUUCGGUCGGAGUUCACACCUCCAAGCCCAUCAGAAAGUGCACACGGGAGAAAAGCCCUACAGAUGCGAGGCGUGUGGCAAAGGCUUCAAGUGGAGCCUGAAUCUGGCCAUGCACCAGCGGGUCCACACGGGCGAGAAGCCGUACAGGUGUGGGGAGUGCGGCAAGUACUUCAGUCAGGCCUCCAGCCUUCAGCUGCAUCAGAGCGUCCACACUGGGGAGAAGCCGUACAGGUGCGGCGAGUGUGGCAAAGUCUUCAGUCGGUCAUCACAGCUACAGUCACAUCAGAGAGUGCACACGGGGGAGAAGCCGUACAGCUGUGCCGUGUGUGGGAAGACCUUCAGCUGGAGGUCCAACCUUACGAUUCAUCACAGAAUCCACAUUCGUGAUAAGUCUUACAAAAGCAAUAGGAGUGGUAAGGACAGAGAAACCACAGAGGAAAAAAGUUCGAUAAAGUGAUUUUUUUUUGGAGACUCCAGUGUCACGUGAAUUCUUCCAAUCAUCAUAUCUUACAGGAAAAUUAUUUCAUUAAAACCGGUAUUUGAACCCUAGCUCCUCAUAUUCCAGUGGCCCAUAGAGUACACAGAGGAGAGCCCUCAUUACUGAUGUAGGAUGAGCUUCUGUCAGAACCUUGGCCUUUCUCCAGAGUUACUUGGAAGAGAAGCUUUGGGAAGGAGAGGGGUUUUAGCAGGUGUCUGACCAUAGUUUCAUGAUGCCCAAAUCAGUGUCUGAUAGAAUGUUAAGUCCAUGGAGACAGGUGCCUUGUUCACUGUUGAGUCUGCAGCAUGGCCAUAAACUUCACUAGGUCUCAAUAGUUGUUAGGUUAGUGAGGAGAGUGUGUAAUAGGUGAAAAUUGGUAUUGAACAUUUGUAUUCAGAACAGGAAACUUGAACAUAGCCUUAAUAAAAUGAAUUCAGGGAGAUAGCAUUGAAAUGUGGAAAGGCACUCAAUUCUGCAACCUGCAAUACUAGUUUGGUAAGGCCCUGCUAAAUUAGCCUCUCUCCAGCCUCCUAUCAGAUUGGUUCCCAUCUCUUUGGACUUUUUCUAGCACUUGUUGGUUUAUACAGUAUAGAUUCAGUUACCUUUUGUGACUGUGGAGUGAAAAAUGAACUUUGUGGAUCUUAUGUGCUACACAAUUGAUUAUUUUUCUCAACACUGUUAAGGCAAGGUAAAGUGUCAGAAUUACUAGUGACAACUUUUAUUUUUGUAGAUUAUUAAUUAUUUGAAAGAGCCACAAAGAGAGGAAGACAGAGCUUCCAUUCAUUGGGUCACUCCCCAAAUGACCACAACAGAUGAGGCUGGGCCAGGUGGAAGCAAGGAGGCUGGAACUCCAUCUGGGCCUCCCACAUGGAUGGCAGGGGACCAGUUAUUUGGGCCAUCUUCUGCUUUUUCAGGCACUCUGGCAGAUUGCUGGAUUGGAAGUGGAACAAUCGGGACUCCAGCUGGCACCACAAUGCCAGCCCUACAAACAUUUUUUAGUCAAUGUUGAUCAUUGUUUUCUUACUCUUUAGCUUAUUGUCCACAGCUUUAGUAUUUUUUUAUUGUUUAUUUUUGACAGGCAGAGUGGACAGUGAGAAAG
Messenger RNA from Lepus europaeus (European hare), 8583 nucleotides. Its product is annotated as zinc finger protein 226-like. Bases 5013 to 7463 code for a protein of 816 amino acids. Gene Ontology annotation, cellular component: nucleus. The transcript has 6 exons. The record is from RefSeq and is a predicted model, not a curated record. Gene Ontology annotation, biological process: regulation of transcription by RNA polymerase II. NCBI's taxonomy places the organism in Eukaryota, Metazoa, Chordata, Mammalia, Lagomorpha, Leporidae. Gene Ontology annotation, molecular function: RNA polymerase II cis-regulatory region sequence-specific DNA binding; DNA-binding transcription factor activity, RNA polymerase II-specific.